CAACUUUUGAGGUGUCUGUAAUGAAUUCAACCCAAAGCACUGUGAUGACCCCGAUGGAUGACCCAGAACCGCCAGGCACUGUGAUGACCCCGAUGGAUGACCCAGAACCGCCAGGCACUGUGAUGACCCCGAUGGAUGACCCAGAACCGCCAGGCACUGUGAUGACCCCGAUGGAUGACCCAGAACCGCCAGGCACUGUGAUGACCACGGUGGAUGACCCAGAACCGCCAGGCACUGUGAUGACCACGGUGGAUGACCCAGAACCGCCAGGCACUGUGAUGACCACGGUGGAUGACCCAGAACCGCCAGGCACUGUGAUGACCACGGUGGAUGACCCAGAACCGCCAGGCACUGUGAUGACCACGGUGGAUGACCCAGAACCGCCAGGCACUGUGAUGACCACGGUGGAUGACCCAGAACCGCCAGGCACUGUGAUGACCACCCUGAAUGACUGGUAGUGCUUUUGGAGGA
Molecule: messenger RNA, 471 nt
Organism: Esox lucius (northern pike)
Lineage: Eukaryota; Metazoa; Chordata; Actinopteri; Esociformes; Esocidae
Product: BUD13 homolog
Exons: 2
Coding region: 21-458 (145 amino acids)
Source: RefSeq, a predicted model, not a curated record